Pyrenophora tritici-repentis Pt-1C-BFP is the source of this 1305-nucleotide messenger RNA. RefSeq names its product ATP-bind-1 multi-domain protein. The record is from RefSeq and is a predicted model, not a curated record. Gene Ontology annotation, molecular function: GTPase activity. NCBI's taxonomy places the organism in Eukaryota, Fungi, Ascomycota, Dothideomycetes, Pleosporales, Pleosporaceae.
AUGGCUCCCGAGGGCUCUGCCCCCACUACAAGCUCAAAUCUCCCCGUUUCAAUAGUAUGUGUGGGCAUGGCUGGUAGUGGAAAGACAACAUUCAUGCAGCGCCUCGUCUCGCAUCUCUAUACGCACCCAAACCCCACUCAGAGCGAACCGUCCGUGUCAAAGACGUCUCCAUCACCGCCGUACAUCAUCAACCUCGAUCCUGCCGUCCACCAUGUUCCCUUCACACCCAACAUCGAUAUCCGCGAUAGCGUUAACUACAAGGAGGUUAUGAAGCAGUUCAACUUAGGGCCGAACGGCGGCAUCCUGACUAGCUUGAACCUAUUCAGUACAAAGAUCGAUCAGGUCAUCGGCUUACUGGAGAAGCGAACACAGCCGCCCGCUCCCAAACCGGAGCAGGAACAGUCGACAGUCGAGUUCAUGACGAGCGGUGGGAAGGAGAAGCAGGCAGCGCCGGCGCAACAACCGCAGGUCAAACACAUAUUGGUGGAUACCCCGGGUCAGAUUGAGGUCUUUGUCUGGUCAGCAAGUGGGGAGAUUCUGCUUUCUAGCUUAGCCAGUACAUUCCCCACGGUCAUCGCGUACAUCAUCGACACACCACGCACUACUAGCACCAGCACAUUCAUGUCAAACAUGCUCUACGCUUGCUCGAUCCUCUACAAGACAAAAUUGCCCAUGAUUCUUGUUUUCAACAAAACAGACGCGCAAGACGCCCAGUUUGCAAAAGACUGGAUGACCGACUUCGAGGCAUUCCAAUCCGCCCUACGAAACGAGGAAGAAAACGGCGGGGAAGAUUCGGUUGGAGGAAGUGGAUACAUGGGCAGUCUACUGAACAGCAUGUCACUUGUGCUCGAGGAGUUCUACAAGCAUCUCAGCGUGGUGGGUGUUAGUGCGAUGACGGGUGAUGGCAUGGACGAGUUCUUCAAGGGCGUGCAAGAAAAGAAGGAGGAAUUUGAGCGAGACUAUAAACCAGAGCUUGAGAGACGCAAGGCAGAGAGGGAGCAAGAGAAGAAGGAGACGCGUCAGCGAGAAUUGGACAAGAUGAUGAGAGAUAUGAAGGUGGGUGGUGCAGGAACAAAGCCAAAACCAAAGCCCCGAAAGGAAGAGCCAGAGACGGUUAGUGACGCGGAAAACUCUGAUGAAGCUGGUAUGAUGGACGAAGAUAUGGAUUACGAGGACGAAAUGGACCCGGAUAACCCAGAGACUGGCAUCAAGGAGCGCUACCGGCAAGCCGUCCAGGAGCGUGGUCUUGACCAAGGCGAAGACCACAGCUUUGCGCGAUAUGUCAACAUGGCAAAAUUCACAUGA